UUCAGACUUGCUAGAGUUGAAGGGAACGAGGAACAGAGUGGCCCCGGGGGUACCCACACGGGACAGCCACCCUACCGCCUUAGGACGUCCGGGCAGGGGAUGCAGCUGGAAGUCUAGGGAAGCACUUCUACCCCCUCCUCUCCUCAACCCUGGCGGGGUGGUGAGUAGUGAACACCCCCUCCCCAACCUCUCCUUGUUUAGGGUCCCCUGACCACCCAGGCGGCUUUAGGAGAGGACCCCCAGGAGUUCAUCAGGCCAGCCGUCCAGCGUGCCUUAAUGCCCCCAAGAAGACAGCACCGGCAGCUCUACCGGACCCUGGACCCUGUGCCCGCCCCUCCCUCAAGACGAAACUCAAGCCCCCGCACCCCAGCCCUGAUACCCCUUGUGGCCAGGGAGGGGUGGGGUGAGCCCUUGCGCUGUGCAGAGGUUUCCCAGUCCCCUCAACAGCACUCACGGAUGGCUGAGAAGAGCUGACACUCCCCCUCUGUGACCACCUUCUCUGCUUGGGCCAUGGAGGAAGCCUUGCUGCCCUUGGCCAUGACCUCUGACCCCAGGCCCUUUAAUCAACAACUCCCAGAGCCUCCAGAUCUAAGAUGUCUCUUGGAAGCCCAGGACAGUACUGAACUGGCACCCGCCCUGGUGUGUGCCCUUUGCUGCUGCUUCGGGAUCAUCUACUGCUGCUUCGGCUACCGCUGCUUCAAGGCCGUGAUGUUCCUCUCGGGCCUGCUGUCGGGGGCGCUGGUCACCUUCCUGUUGUGCCACAAGGAGCGGGUUCUCGAGACACAGCUGAGCCUGGAGGUGAGCGCCGGCAUCGCGCUGGGCAUCGGACUGCUCUGCGGCCUGGUCACCAUGCUGGUGCGCAGCGUGGGGCUCUUCCUGACCGGCCUCCUGCUGGGCGUCACCCUGGGGGCUGGCGCCCUGCUCGGCACGGAGCCCGUCUACCAGCCGCCUUCCGCCUGGGUGCCGGCUGGGGGGCUAGUGGGACUGGCCCUGCUGGGAGCUCUCCUCACGCUGCGGUGGCCACGUCCGUUCACCGUGCUGGGCACCGCCCUGCUGGGGGCAGCCGUGCUGGUGGCCUGUGCUGACUACUUCCUGGAGGGGCUGGCCCUGGGCAGUCGGCUGGGCCAACGUCUGCAGGCGCUCCCGGCCGUGCCGCCUCUCUGCUGGUAUAGCUGGGUCUUGCUGGGCACCUGGCCAGCCCUGGGGGCUCUUGGGGCCCUGGCGCAGUGGAAGCUCAUGGAUGAGGACCAUGGAGGUCGUGCCAACGCAGUGGUGCUGAGCCAGCAUCGAAGGCAUCUGCAGCUCCUCCGGCUCCGUCAGCAAGAGGCCAAGUGGCCCCGGACGUCUCCUGCGGCGGGGCUGUGUGAGGGCAGCUACCGGCGCCAGCACCCCAGCGCCCGCAGCCCGGCGGACAGUCUGGCUCCCAGCUAUCUCCAGAGCCUUCGAGAACGCCAGCUGGGCCCAGGCCCCUUGGCCACCGCACCUCACACCGUCGUGGACCUGGAUUCUGACUGUGGUUCUACUGUACCGCUCCACGCCCUGUUGGGUCCCACCCAGACCUGAGCCUGCUUCCCCACCGGAACUCUGUCACAAGCAGGGACUGGAAUUUAGGUGGACAGGGCCUGUGACCGCGGGACCUACACGUGAACCGGCCACCUCGUGAACUUGGGAUCGAAUCUGUGUGUAAGAGCAGGAGAGAUUGUGUAGGAGAUGAGGCACUUGCUUGCAGCUGCGGCAACCGUGACCCGGGUUCAAAUCCCCAGCACUGGGGGCUGGAGCGAGAGCACAGCGGGGAGGGUAUUUGCCUUGCACGCAGCCGACCCAGGUUCGAGUCCCAGCAUCCCAUACAGUCCCCUGAGCACCGUCAGGGGUAGUUCCUGAGUGCAGAGCCAGGAGUGACCCCUGUGCAUCGCCGGGUGUGACCCAAGAAGCAGAAAAAAAAACAAAACCCCAGCACCACAUAUGGUCCCCUGAGCACUGUCAGGGGUCACUCCUAAGCAAAGAACCAGGAAUAGCCCCUGAGAAUCACUGGGUGUGGCCCGUGGAACAAUAACAACAGAAAGUUUGUAUGUCCACCCAGACCAAUCCUGUAGGGAUGUGUUUCUGGGUCAGAUGGGAAGGAAGCUAGUGGGGAGAGGAAAUAGAAAUAGGAGUCAAAUAGUAGAGGUGCCCUGGCCUGAAUUGUUUUUUUUGGGGUGGGGGUUUUUGGGUCCCACCCAGUGAUGCUCAGGGGCUACUCCUGGCACUAGACUCAGGAAUUACUCCUAGCGGUGCUCAGGGAACCAUGUGGGAUGUCAGGGAUUGAACCCAGAUCGGCUGUGUGCAACGCCCUACCUACUGUACUGUUGCAUUGGCCCCCAGUCUGACUUUUUAAGUCCUUUCAAAUCAAGGAAGGCCCUAAGCCGAACAGCCUUCUAGCCCACCCAAACAUGCCUCAUCGUGAUUGAUAAAAUGAGCGGAUUUAAGGCCAGAGUGAUAAUAUAGCAAUAAGGCACUUGGCUUGCACGAGACAACCGACUUCCACCCCAGUGUCCCGUGUAAUCCCCUGAAUCUUACCGGGAGUGAUUCCUGAGCACAAAACCAGGAAUUAGCCCUGAGCACAGCUGGGUGUGCCUCCACCCCCAAAAUGGAGAAGAAAAAAAAAAAAAAAAAGAGGGAGUGUAUUGGUAUAGAUAGGACCUAGAGGAAAUCAAGGCGUCUCCUGCAGUACUUGGUAGCUUCUCGAGGGAGAGAAAGGCACAGGAGAGCUCUAGGACCACCCCCCACCCCCUGGUGUGCUCGGAGACCAUGUGCGAUGCCGAGGAUCAAACCGAGUCGGCCUUGUGCAGGGCAAGCGCCCUCCGUUAGGAAGAGUCUCUGGUUAGCCUUUCUUCCAGAUCCUCUUUACCCAAGGCCUUUUCUCCUACCUCAGCUGGAGGCUCUGCCCUCCGUGGUGCUUCUCGGUCCUUCUUUAGUGAGGGAAAGAGCAGGGGCGGUGCCUGGCUGAGCCCCCACCCGCCCCCAAAGCUGACUCCUCCACUCCAAGGAGAGCGCCUUGACCCACAUACGAGAGUCUGGCCCUCGGACCCCAGGAGCCAGGCCUUUGGGGCUGCAGGAACACAAGUGCCUUCUCUGCCUCUGACCUUAGGUGGUACUAAUCUCUCGGCGGGACGUUAUUCCAACCACUAACCAGUCUAACUCCACCCCCCACCCCAGUGGUCCUCCCUGUUCCCAGGCAGCGUGAAGGAAGAUGGAGGCCUUGAGGGGAGGAGGCAGAACCUGGGAGCAU
Molecule: messenger RNA, 3268 nt
Organism: Sorex araneus (European shrew)
Lineage: Eukaryota; Metazoa; Chordata; Mammalia; Eulipotyphla; Soricidae
Product: transmembrane protein 198-like
Exons: 5
Coding region: 511-1563 (350 amino acids)
Cellular component (GO): vesicle membrane; plasma membrane
Source: RefSeq, a predicted model, not a curated record